This is a messenger RNA of Daktulosphaira vitifoliae (grape phylloxera), 1976 nucleotides long. It is a transcript of the gene mrj, whose product is annotated as dnaJ homolog subfamily B member 6. The record is from RefSeq and is a predicted model, not a curated record. NCBI's taxonomy places the organism in Eukaryota, Metazoa, Arthropoda, Insecta, Hemiptera, Phylloxeridae. The coding region runs from base 570 to 1382 and encodes 270 amino acids. The transcript is spliced from 7 exons. Gene Ontology annotation, molecular function: Hsp70 protein binding.
AUUCAAUGCGUUAUCGUGUUUGUGCGGUGGAUCCAAUAUGAUCAUAGUCAAUUAUGUUUUUCCCCGAAAUCACGUGUUUCGUCGUUGCGAUACGACAAUGAGUUGAAUUAUUUGGAAAUUCAUUGAUGGGGAGAAUAUUGUGCUGCCGACCGAGUUUAACAUCCCAUAAUUUAUCAAUAAUUAAUAUCGUUAUGCUAAGUAUGGUUACGUUUGAGGCUCGUUCAAGGUGUUGUGCAAACCGCUGUCGUAGCGCGGUUGAGUGAAUUUUUCUAUAUGUAUGCUACGUCCAUGUAGGUGGUUGUCCUUAGACGGUGGGUUAUUGUUCUUUCGUGUAUUUUCCCUCUCCCUUAUUUAUUUUUUGAAUUUUAUAUGGACAGCUGAGAGUGUACGGGUUUAGUGACAAACCGAUACGGCCGUCGCCCGAGAGGGUCGCUAAAAUUGUCCGGACGAUGUUACACCAGUGAAAUUUAUUACUCCGUCGUCGUUGUAGCAACAUUUACGUGUGUUGAUGUGCGGUAAUUAAUGUAGUAGUCCGGUUAACGACAUAAAUCCAGAAAAUACUUUCUAGUAUGUCUGGCGAUUACUAUGCUGUUUUGGGAGUUACCCAAAACGCCACUAUAAAUGAUAUUAAAAAAGCUUAUAGAAAAUUGGCAUUAAAAUGGCAUCCAGACAAGAAUCCAGAUAAUCAGGAACAAGCUAAUAGAAUGUUCAAAACUAUAUCUGAAGCCUAUGAAGUCUUAUCUGAUGAGGCAAAGAGAAAGUUGUACGAUGACCAGCGUAAAAGAAAAACGUCCGCUACAUCCAGACCAUUCUUCUACAACUUCUUUGAAAGUCCAUUUCAUCGAUAUUUUGACAAAAAACGUAAAGUUUAUAAUCAAUAUGGUAAAGAUGGUUUAAUUAAUGGUGGAGCAGGAAAUGGUGGUCGCCGAAGAGGCUCCCGACACACUAGUCAUUAUGAUCCAUUUGGUCAAGACUUUGGACCCGGAUUUUUCAAUUUUACAUUUAGAGAUCCUGAGGAUGUUUUUAGAGAAUUUUUCAAUACCUCAGAUAUCACAGACUUACUGUUUCCAGGCCAAAGAUUUAAUGGGCAUCAUGAAAUGUCGACAAUGAUGAAUCCAUUUGGAUUUGGUGGUUUUGGUGGUGGAUUUGGUUCCGGUUUUGAUGACAUGUUUUCCAUGGCAAACUCUGGUUUUGCUAGUAACGGUGGUAAUGAUGGUAUUGUUAAAAGAACAUCAAUAUCCACUAGAUUUGCUAAUGGAAAAAAGAUAACUACUAAAAAAAUUUCUGAAGGUGGUAAAGAAAUUGUGGAAACAUAUGAGAACGAUAUGCUCAAGUCAAAAACUAUCAAUGGUAUUGCACAAGCCAUUGCAUAUAACCACUAGUUCGAUCUCCUAUCUGCUUCUUCUAUACUGCAAAUAAUAAGUUUAUGAUAAUAAAAAUUCAUUUUUGUAUGAAAUUAUAAAUUAAACUUUUGUAAAAUAAUUAUUAUAUCAUAUUUUUUUUAUUUGUGAAAAAAUAGUAAAUAUUGCUAGGGUUUUCUUUUUUUUAAUAGUUGUGACAUUUUAAUUAAGGAAAUUAAUUCUUUUAUCUAAAGCACUUAAUCAACAACAGUUUCCACUGAUUAAUAAGACUUACACUAUUUUUAUGCGCUUUCAUAAUUUUAUUUAAAUAAAUAAUGAAUAAGUAUUUUAACUUAAUUACUAUUUGGUAUUCCAUGUUUAAAACUAAAUAUAUAAAUACCAUAUUUUAUUUAUUAUAAUAAUAAUUGAUAUUAAUUGUUGUAAAAAGAAAACUUGAUCUUUGCUCUGUAUAAUGAUAAUUUCUUUUAGAGUAAUAAUAGAGGGUUCCAUCAUCUUAUUGUGUUUUCUACGUAUUAUGUUGAAUGAGAAUUCAUUUCGUAUUAUGGUGUAUCACCAACAUUGUACUUAUAUUAUUAAUGAGAUAUUAAUAUAAAUAAAUAUUUAAUGUUCAAAAUA